Molecule: messenger RNA, 1448 nt
Organism: Rhincodon typus (whale shark)
Lineage: Eukaryota; Metazoa; Chordata; Chondrichthyes; Orectolobiformes; Rhincodontidae
Gene: api5
Product: apoptosis inhibitor 5
Exons: 9
Coding region: 132-1433 (433 amino acids)
Biological process (GO): negative regulation of apoptotic process
Cellular component (GO): nucleus
Molecular function (GO): RNA binding
Source: RefSeq, a predicted model, not a curated record
GGAGGUUGUCGCGAGGUUUACCGCUUGAUUGACAGGCGGCGGCAAAGAAUCGUGAGCGGUGGCUUCACGUUCGUAAUCACAUCAUCAGUAACAGCAAUAACCGGUGGCGGGGGGUGGGGGGAGGUUAAACAAUGACCACGGUGGAGGAAUUGUACCGUAACUACGGUAUCCUGGCAGAUGCUACGGAUAAUGUGGGCCAGUACAAAGAUGCAUAUCAGGCCAUUCUUGAUGGUGUGAAGAGCGGAGCCAAAGAGAAAAGAUUGGCAGCGCAAUUUAUUCCUAAGUUUUUCAAACAUUUUCCUGAGUUGGCCGAUAGUGCUAUCAAUGCCCAGUUGGAUCUCUGUGAGGAUGAAGAUCUUUCUAUUCGUCGUCAAGCCAUUAAAGAAUUGCCUCAGUUUGCAACAGGUGAAAACCUACCAAGAGUCGCUGAUAUAUUAACACAGCUUUUACAAACCGAUGAUAGUGCGGAGUUCAAUUUGGUUAAUAAUGCAUUAAUAUGUAUAUUCAAGAUUGAUGCCAAAGGAACCUUAGGUGGUCUUUUCACACAGAUAAUACAGGGGGAGGACAUUGUGCGAGAACGUGCCAUAAAGUUCCUUUCCACAAAACUGAAGAUAGUACCAGAGGAAGUAAUGACCAAAGAAGUAGAAGAAUACAUUUUUGUGGAGUCCAAAAAGGUACUGGAUGAUGUGACGGGAGAGGAGUUUGUUUUAUUCAUGAAGAUUCUGUCUAGCCUUAAGAAUCUUCAGACAGUAAGUGGUCGACAACAGCUGGUGGAGUUGGUGGCUGAACAAGCAGAUUUAGAGCAGGUGUUUAAUCCUGCAGAUCCAGAUUCUGUGGACAGACUACUACAGUGCACAAGACAGGCAGUUCCACUUUUCUCGAAAAAUGUCCAUUCAACCAGGUUUGUCACCUACUUUUGUGAACAAGUACUCCCAAACCUCAGCUCCCUUACCAGCCCAGUGGAAGGACUUGACAUUCAGUUGGAGGUUUUAAAGUUGCUGGGAGAAAUGACACCUUUCUGUGGUGAUAUGGAAAAGUUAGAAAGUAACUUGAAACAGUUGUUUGAAAAAUUGCUGGAAUAUAUGCCAUUACCCCCAGAAGAAGCAGAAAAUGGUGAAAACGCAGGCAAUGAAGAGCCAAAACUACAGUUUAGUUAUGUUGAAUGUCUGUUAUUUGGCUUUCAUCAACUUGGAAAGAAACUUCCUGAUUUCCUUACAGCAAAACUCAACGCAGAUCGACUGAAGGACUUCAAAAUAAGGUGGGCAAAUGUUAUUUGUUUAUGUCCUUCAACUAAAAGUUGUUUCUCUUUUGUGAAAGUAAACCAACUUGAUUAUGGUCAUUCAAUUCUGGUGUCUGUUCAUCCCAAGAUAAGUGGUUUGACUCAAAUUGUUCUGUUAUUUGCAAAAAUCAAUUGUUUCCCCAAAAAAUUGUAACAGGUGUCUAGUUCA